AUGGCGGAGGUAAGAGGGAAAACAGGGGAGAAGCAAUCGAUCUUAAAUCGAUAUUUUUAAAUAAUGUCUGUUGUAUUUUUCAUUUUUAUGUUAUCGAUUGAAGAAAUAGUGUUGUUUUCCUCGUGUACAGCGUGUUUUGUGUCAUAAUUAUCAGUGUUAUUCCUCUAAAAAAUGCUUGAAUGUCCGGGCUGAUCCUUCACUACAAGGCCGCUGCGCCUUCGCUCUCUCAGCUGCUUCGGUGUAGCGGCUGUGUAAAUUCAGACGUAAAUUUAACGUUAGCCUGCUGGUUUAAAGAAUUAACAGAUUAUAUCUAGUUUGAUGUGAGUAUAAAUUCUGUUUUUCUUAAAUUCAAUGAAAGGCAGUUAAAAUGUGAAGAACGUCAAAGUGUGUCGAUUGCAUUAAAAUAAAUGAGUGUUUACAUUUUUGGCGUUAACAGUAAGCUCUGGGGUUAGCCGACAGGCUAGCUAACUGUUAGAAGAGCCGACACUGCGUAAAUCAUACUGCCCUUUCAACAAAGUCUUGUAUUUUAUGACGAUCGGACACAUUUUUUCAUUUCAUCCUCUCAUUGUUGCCCACUGUGUGUUGUGUUUCUCGCGGCUAACGUUGUGUUAGACAUCUAUUUCAGGUAACAUUAGCGGUUUUAAAGCUCCACUGUUUUCUUUGGGCUCAUCAAUGAUCAUUUCAUCUCUCCGUGCUUUUUUCACUUCCACAGGGUCAAAACGCCAAUGUAGUAUUAGAUACUGUUGAACCGAUAUUUAGCCAGUGCUCACAUUUAAUACAAAUUUCAUCUUUUUGCAGGCUUCCCUAGGGAGUUCAAGUCCAGGUAAGCACACAAGAAAUUUCAUAUUCAUUAAAUCAGCUAUAAUAUUAGUUGAGAAUACAUUAACAGGACAAUGUCAUGCAACCUAGUAUAACAACUUUGUGAAAUUAUUCCUUCAUUUGAUUUUUGGAAUUUUCAGGUUUUGUUGACAAGAUCAGAUAUGGGUUUUUUUUUGUAUUUCAGCGUGGUUGUGUACUGUGUGUUACAUUGAAAGGUGUUUUUUUUUUCAUUUCUUGUCCUUCAUAUUAACAAACAAGAGUGGAUUACAACAGUAAAAAUACAUUUGAAUUUAAUGCACUCCAGAACACCACCAACGCACACUUAAACUUUCACAGACAGUGUAAAGAGCGGUCGUUCACUGGCUUACUGUGUCUUUAAAAACUGGAAAUUCUUAAAAGUAGAAUUUUUUUAGUUGAAUUACAGUUUAUAGGUGUUCAUUAUGUUAUGACUGGUUGUUUUUGUAAAUAUUUUUUACUUUAUUUUUGUUUACAAAAUGAACUUUAACUGUAUGAAAUAAAAGAUAGCCUUUUCACUAAAUAGAAAUAGCCAACCAAAGAUAUUUAUUUCACUUAGUAUGAUAUUCUGAUGCUUUUAAUUGAUUAAAGGUUAAAAGUUUGCAAUAAUAAGCUAUUUGAUAUUUGAACAUAUAUUCAAAAUUGUAAUCAUUUGCUGAAGAGCUAAAACUGUGAAUUUGUAUAAACAGAUAAUUAUAGUUCUUGUAAUCAUCUCUCUUUUUCUCCCUCUCUUUACUCAGUUGGCUCUUUAUCAUCAGAGGACCAUGACUUUGACCCAACAGCUGAAAUGUUAGUUCAUGAGUACGAUGAUGAGCGGACUCUGGAGGAAGAAGAGUCUCAAGAGGGAGGGAGAGAUUUCCGCUCUGAGAUUGCAGAUCUGGAAAAGGUAUAUAAUAAUAAUGAUUCUAAUAGUAAUAAUAAUAAUAAUAAUGGUAAUAAUUAGUAUAAUAAUAAUUAUUAUUAAUAUUAUUGUUAUUAUUAUUAUUAUUAUGUGGUAGAACUCUAUUAUAUACUGCUGAUAAUGAUAACAAUAAUAAGAAUAAUAAAAAUGACUUAAAUUAUGAAUGAAGAGUGUAAUUUCUCAGUUUGAAUGUCAAAUUCAUUUUAAAAAAAUCUUACAUUUGCCUUACUUUAUUUAUCGAUCAAUCCUAUCAGGAGGGGAACAUGCCUUUAGAGGAGCUUUUGGCUAUCUACCGCUAUGAGGCCUCAGCAGGAUCCAGUAUAGACAGUUCCUCUGGAGACCUAACUGAUGAGCUGCCUGACAUGACUUUGGACAAGGUAAAUAACGGCAAUUAUGUCAAAAGAAUCAUGUAGUUAAUGAUUGCCCUAAUCUCUAAUAAUUCAAUAAUUCAGGUAUUCUGUGGACCGUUCAAUUUCUUCCCCAGUUUUAAGUGCUUAUUUUUCUAUUUCUCAGGAGGAAAUAGCUAAAGACCUUCUGUCUGGGGAUUAUGAGGAGGAGACCCAGUCAUCAGCCGAUGAUCUCACCCCUUCAGUCACCUCCCACGAGGCUACAGAUUUCUUCCCAAGAACACUCAGAUGUAAGUAACUGGUUACACAUACUAGAAAGACACUUCUUCAAAUAGCCCUUACUCAUCAAAUCCCGUUAUUAUUAUUAGUUAAUAAUAUUAGUUAUUUGAUAAGAAAAUAAGAGAUUUAAAUCCUCUUCGUCUUUUUAUCUUAUCCUUAUUUUCUUGAUCCACGUAUUUAAUACGUAAUAAUAACAUAACAAUAAUUUUUAUGUUAUGUCAUGAUAUUUUACCCAGAAGAUGCUUUUAAAUGAAACAGCUUUGCUUCUAAAGCAUGCUAGACACAUAGCAUGGCAGAGCAGCACCGUUUUUUUAAUCACUGGUCUCCUUUAUUUGGUCAUAAUCAUGCAUAUAUAGCCAACAGUGGGACGCAUUAUGCGGAUAACAUAGAUAAAGAGAGCUACAAUUAUGCAGAGAAACUGCAUGUUGCUGGAAGCAAUGGAAGAAAACAAAUAUAUUAGAUUAAUUAUUAAUAUAAUCAUAGGUAUUAGAUAUGGUAGAGAAUGGAACUCAACAGUGGUGUAGAUGUUUCAGUGUCCCAUGACUGACUCAGUUUGAUUCAACUAAAAAACAUUUUUAACAAGACAUACAAAAAGAAAAGCAGCAAAAAGGUCAGAUUUAAGAAGCUGGUGUUUGAGUAUUUCCUUUAUAAAAAUUGAUUAGUCGUGAAAGGGUGCAGUUUUUGGUGAUCUAUUGAUAUACAGACUAUUUCUUUAAGCAUUAUCACACAUUCUGUCACUGUUUAAAAUGGCUAGCAAGCUUUUUAAAUGACGAAGGUGAAUUUCAUUGUGUUGGCGGAGCUCUAGGUACCUACUAUUAGAGGCACAAAACUGAUGAGGUCACAUAAAAUAUGAAGACUUCUGUACCGGCACCUCUCAAGGUUUUUAAUCAGUAUUUCUGUAUUCAUCUAUUUUUUUUUCAGCUAACGCUAUAUCUGACGGUGAUAAGGAGUCAGAGUGUGAUGAUGAUGGUCCAAGCCCAGAGGACUCCAGGAAGGUAAAAAUGCUGCACUUCAAAUGAGAACAUGUGUUUGAAAUUGAAAAUGAAAGAUUUCUAUGACAUUUACGUAGUUUGCAGUAGUUUUCUGAGUGUAGUCUGAUCUGCUGCUGUAAUUGUAGGAAAUAAUGGUGGGAUCACAGUACCAAGCAGAGGUUCCUUCCUGCCUCUGUCACUACAAAGAUGGGGAGAAAGGUAACUGUUGCUUCAUUUUUGUUUUUCUUGCAUGUAUAUCAGGUGUGAUAUAUUGGGAUUGCAUCCAUCAUUUUCUUCCCACAAUUAACAUGAACAAGUAGACCUAUCUCAUUGUAAUUCACUUUGUUCUGCUGCAGCUUAUGAAGACGAAGACGAGUUAUUAUGGAGCCCAGGUACACUGCCAGAAAACAAGGUUAGGAGUUUCCUGUCUGAUGUGUUGUCACGGACAACAGAUGAAAAGACAGCAGGGAUGCAUGUCCGGGACAAUGAGCAGGUCAGUCAGGUCUUUGUUCUUCCAGUUUAUGUCAUUACAUAGAAUUAAGUUGGAUAUUCAAAACCUAUUUGAGCUUAAACAGGCUCAUGUAUUUUCCAUCCAGGGUCCUAAGUGAAAAUUGUUGUCAUUUUAAAAGUUUCUGAUAUCUUCAUAUCCAGAAUUCAUGUUUGACUGUCUUUUCAGGCUUUGCAUGAGCUUGUCAAGUGCAACUACAACACCCGUGAAGCACUUGAGAGAUACUGCAGCCGUAUGAAGUCCUCAAAAGGUGAGCAAAAGAAAAGGCGUCUUCUAAGAAAAUGUAAUUUCUGCUUUUUAAAGGAAUCUAUCUCUUGGAGGCCAUCAGCCCUGAUCAUCAUUAAACAAAUUGAAAAGUCGCAGACAGAUGCACCCGAAUUGCUCAAUCUGUAAAUCUUAAUUCCCAGCUUUCACAGUUCACACUUAACAGUUAAAAAUUCUCUAGAUCACCUGGUGUUGUAAUUGGUGGUAUAACAGAUUGUCUAAAACUGAUUAUUUAUGAAGCACUUAUUCAGUUGGAGGGCUUAAGAAAACUACAAAACAAAGAAUCAAAAAAACAUUUUGAUCCAAUUUUCUGCUAAUCAGUAUUUUUAUCACAGUAUUUGUUUUGUUUAUCAUCAUUGUGUGCACUUGUUUGAGUUAAUAGCUUGAUUUGUAUUUGUGUGUUGUAUCUACACCACAGGAUACACUGUAGGUUUGUGUAGCCUUGAACCCGUAGCCUGAUGUGCACGUCCUAAAAAUCUCACACUGUGUUGAAACAAUGCUCACCUCACGCCCUGUGAUUGGUCCGCUGGGCAGCACCAUAUUCCUUGCAUUUAAAUCCUGGGUUCUGAACUGUGUUGCAGCAUUAACAUAAUGUGGUUCCAUUUCAGAAAAAUCACCACCGUGGUCAGAAGAAGAAUGCAAGAACUUUGAACAUGCACUACAGAUGUACGACAAGAACUUUCACCUCAUACAGAAACACAAAGUAAGUCUUAGCAAUUUCUCCUUUUUACAUAAACAUGAAAUCACAGCUACACAAAGCUGUCAGUGUUUUUUUUUUUCUUUCUCUUUUAACCGCUCCUUCAUCCUCUUCAGGUCACAACGAGAACAGUAGCAGAAUGUGUGGCGUUUUACUACAUGUGGAAAAAGUCAGAGCGCUUUGACUUCUUUGUCCAGCAGAAUCGGUUUGGGAAGAAAAAGUACAGCAGCUAUCCCGGUGUAACGUAAGUAGGAGAACAGUUGUAGGCAUUCUCUCAGUGUCGUAGUUAACCUCUGUUAAUUUGGAAGAAAUGUAUUUUAAAACACUUGCCCUUGUAAACAGAGACCUGAUGGACCGACUGGUGGAUGAAGCAGAGGGACUGGCCGUGGACAGUUCCUCCUCUGUGUGUUCAGGAGCAGGUGGAGGAGGGAGACUGGAGACCACCACAGACCAACAGCUCAGCUUGCUUAACUCUAUCACUGCCAGCGACCUCACAGGUCAGUUAGGAGACUAAGAUCUUCUCUUGUGGGGAUAAAAGUUCUCAUAGUGAAACCUAAGAACACUACUUUGUUACGGCCAUUAUUUCCCUCCUCUGUGAAUGUUUCCUAACCAGAGGAUGUUCUUGUUUCCAGUGAUAAAGUAUUAAUUUUUUGCCCUGUCUCCUUUCAGCCCUGAGUAACACUGUGGCCACAGUGUGCAGCCCCGCAGAGGUGAGUUGCCUAGAUUCCUACAGCUUCCCUCCCCUGGAAAGUCUCCAUCGCGGAUCCCUGAACCACGACGAAUCCCUUGGGUUCCCUUCUAACGGCGCAGACCCAGACUGCCUCAACAUGCUUGACGCCGGCUUCUACCACUCUGACCUGGGCCAGCUAGGAGGAGUGUGUGUCAACAAGGACUGCGAGCGGCCCUCCAAGAGACUCAAGAUGGCCCUGCCUGACUCCUUUAUCAAUGACGUGUCAGUGGGUAACCUCGGGGUGGACUUUGAAGCCAGACGGACAGCCACACAUCACCACCGAAUCACCGGCGCCAAAAUGGCGGUGUCCGUCACAGACUUUGGGAGCUUGGCUGGCAGCGGGGAGCCCAACGGGUUUCUGGGAGCACAUGCACGGCACCACACACAGCACACUGCAGCACUUCAGUCAGAGUGA
Molecule: messenger RNA, 5946 nt
Organism: Xyrichtys novacula (pearly razorfish)
Lineage: Eukaryota; Metazoa; Chordata; Actinopteri; Labriformes; Labridae
Source: the annotation of a GenBank genome assembly